CCUAGAUAUGUACACUUAUCGUUAUAAGGUCGCGUUAAUCGCGUGAAUGCUAUCGCUCUGUCAUAUAUACCUAUAUAAAUUUCGCAAUGUGUAUCUCGCACUUUGCAGUAUCAAGCCCAAUGCGAAACCGAACGAUCGUUCGAACUGUCGAACUUUGUCGUUACCGUUACCUGGCUACGACGAUUACAGAACGAUUCCACGCGACAUUGUGCGAAUUGGGCGUAACUUCGGUGAAUCAUCAAACUGCGCAGAAGCAAUGGUGAAAGUGAUGAAUAUAAAGUACUGUGUGUCGUUUACCGUCGUACUGAUAGUUUUAAAUGUAUUUCUUUAUUUCACUUUGGCCUACGUCUCCGUGAAGCCACCCAAUAUCGUCGUUAUCAUCGCUGAUGAUCUUGGAUGGAACGACGUCAGCUUUCACGGUGCCGACGAGAUUCCUACGCCGAAUAUAGACGCCCUCGCGUACAACGGAGUGAUAUUGAAUCGACAUUAUGUGAUGCCAAUAUGUACACCAUCGAGAACAGCUUUCCUCACGGGGCGAUAUCCUAUAAGGACAGGCAUGCAGGGCUAUCCCUUGCGAGGAGCCGAGCCACGUGGGAUACCCUUGAACCACACUCUUCUACCUGAGUAUCUUCGUAGACUCGGAUACACCACUCAUCUCAUAGGGAAAUGGCAUGUUGGUUAUCACACGAGAAAUUUCGGACCCACCCGUCGUGGUUUCGACACUUUCUUUGGAUAUUUCACCGGCUUCAUUCAAUAUUUCAAUCAUACACUCUACGAAAGUGAAAACUUGGGCUACGAUUUGCACCGCAUCGUGGGCGACAAUCACACGGUUGAAUACAGAUACGACUACAUGACUGAUCUCAUAAGUGACGAGGCCGAAAGUAUUAUAUCGUCGCACAACACCGACAAGUCCCUGUACCUGCAACUGGCACAUCUCGCCCCCCAUUCUAGCGACGCCAAAGAGAUUAUGGAAGUACGCAAUUGGAAAGAAACGAACGCCACUCUUGGCUACAUCAAAGAUCUGAACAGAAGGAAGUAUGCGAGUGUCGUUGCCACAAUGGAUAAGUCAGUCGGUCGGGUGGUCGACGCUCUGAAGAGGAGGGACAUGCUAAAGAACACGAUCAUAAUUUUUAUGGCUGACAAUGGAGCGCAGACUGAGGGGUACUUGGCCAAUUACGGAUCCAAUUAUCCGCUGCGGGGGCUGAAAUUAUCCCUGUUCGAAGGGGGAGUUCGGGGCGCGGCGUGCGUCUACUCACCCUUGAUUGACCAUUCGUCGAGGGUCUCGACGCAUUUGUUUCAUAUUGCCGAUUGGCUGCCGACACUGUAUUCCGCGGCCGGCGGUAACUCGAGUGAUCUGAAGCAGCUGGACGGCAUUGAUCAAUGGUCCGCGAUUAAGAGAGUGAAAAGUGCCGAACGGAGAUCGAUUCUCCUGAAUAUCAUGCAGGAAGAGAACGAGGCGGCAAUAAUGGAACGUUAUAAACUCGUUAGAGAUAAGUCCGAUUAUCAGAAGCAUUAUAAUUAUUAUAGCGGUAAUAACGUGUCGUAUCCCAAAUACAAUGUGACGAAUGUGCUGACGUCACCAGCCGCGUUGGCCAUCGCGAGCGUUUCAGCUCGCGUAUUAAAUGCACCCAAAAUAAAGGAGCUCCGGAGGGAGGCCACGAUAGUUUGCGAGGAUACUACGAAUUCCUCCAGUUGCGCGAAUCGCACUUGCUUGUUCGAUAUCUACAAAGAUCCUUGCGAAAUUACGGACCUGUCCUCGAAGCAUCCUACGGUCGUGGAGAGAUUGAACGUGUUCAUCGACAGCUAUAAAUCGGUCCUCGUGAAAGAGUCCAAUAAACCCGUCGAUCCGGCUGGCUUACCAUACCACUUUAACAACACUUGGAUGCCCUGGCUGCCGGACGACUAUCAGCCGAUCAGCGAAAUGCAUCUCACGACGAUGGGCGAAGUUACGUUGCAACCUUAACGACUUCACUUCGACCUCGUCUUAGUGCAUUUGUGUUUAAGUCGAGGAAAAUCUCAGCUUGGAGGAAACCAGUUUUGAGGCGAGUGUCGAUGAUGCGUUCGUUAUCACAAACAAAUGGAGCUUGCGAAUCAAUUUGAUACCAAGAGGCAAUACUUGUCACAGUUUUAAUCGCGAUUUAAGCGAAGAACUCCCCGGAUGACUCUUUUCUUGUCUUCUGAUGCGAUCUGAGUUCUUUUCGCUCUUCAGUAAUUUCAAAAAAUAUUGUACAUUCAAUAAUUUUCGAGAAAAAAUAAUUCUCACACAUACAUUUAUUAGAUUUUGUGACUUUCACGUGAAUGUUAAAUUGGAAAACACUGUAAAUUAAUUAUUCUGAAAGUGAUCUGAGAGUUUUUAUGUAAAUUUAAAUAUUGUAUAGCGAUCUGAGUUUUUA
Wasmannia auropunctata (little fire ant) is the source of this 2393-nucleotide messenger RNA. RefSeq names its product arylsulfatase B-like. The transcript is spliced from 9 exons. Lineage: Eukaryota; Metazoa; Arthropoda; Insecta; Hymenoptera; Formicidae. Bases 47 to 1963 code for a protein of 638 amino acids. The record is from RefSeq and is a predicted model, not a curated record.